AUGAUGCUGACAGUGCACAGCAGAACGUCCGCUGAGAUCGCACUCCCCAAGGCAACAAAAUCACUGAUGCUGGAGUUCUGCUGCACACACCCGGGCAGCACCAGGAUGUUGUUCCCCCGGGGAGCCCCGUCCGACCCCGUCCGACCCCCCCACCCCAGCCCACCCCGACCCCUGGUUCCAGCUGAGGGCUCCUUCGACCACAAGGCGUUCUUCACUAAAGUCGGCCUGGCCGCCAAGUCCCCCGCUGACAUCAAGAAGGUGUUUGAGAUCAUUGACCAGGACAAGAGUGACUUUGUUGAGGAGGAUGAGCUGAAACUGUUCCUCCAGAACUUCAGCGCCGGUGCCAGAGCUCUGAGCGACGCUGAGACCAAGGUCUUCCUGAAGGCCGGAGACUCUGACGGUGACGGCAAGAUCGGAGUUGAUGAGUUCGGCGCCAUGAUCAAGGCAUAGACUGUUCCUCCACCAACUAGACCAGAUGCUUGCCCACCUACUCAGAAGGAACACUGGAGCUGAGACCACCUCCUCACCCUCUCUCGCUCAUCUCUCAACAACAAUUUUAUAUAAAUAACCUUUAACCUAACCCCCCCCCCCCCUCUCUCUCUCUCUUCCUCUCUCUCUCUCUCUCAUUGGCCGUGCUCAGCCGUCCUGUCCAUCAUGAUGAAUGUACUUAUGUGUAAAGCCUAGAUGACAUGUCUCUCUCUCUCUCUCUCUCUCUCUCUCUCUCUCUCUCUCUCUCUCUCUCUCUCUCUCUCUCUCGCUCU
This is a messenger RNA of Gadus chalcogrammus (walleye pollock), 761 nucleotides long. Its product is annotated as parvalbumin beta-like. Gene Ontology annotation, molecular function: calcium ion binding. The transcript is spliced from 5 exons. Bases 1 to 450 code for a protein of 149 amino acids. The record is from RefSeq and is a predicted model, not a curated record. Lineage: Eukaryota; Metazoa; Chordata; Actinopteri; Gadiformes; Gadidae. Gene Ontology annotation, cellular component: nucleus; cytoplasm.